AUGUCUAUGGGCGCUCCCAAGGAGGAGAUGGCGCCUCCGCCCGACAAGUGCGGCUCCUCUGACGAUGGCGGCCCGGCCGAAUCCCCCGCGGCAGAUCUCGAUGCUCUGUACUCGAUAUACACGCCGCGACAGAAGCACUUUAUUGUCUUCAUGUCCGGGCUGGGCGGCUUCUUCUCGCCCCUGUCAGCAAAUACGUACCUCCCCAGCAUCCCGAGUCUGGCCAGCUCGCUCGACGUGUCGCCGUCGUUGAUGAACCUGACGGUGACUGCCUUUCUGAUUUUCCAGGGCCUCGCGCCGUCCUUUUACGGCGACCUCGCCGACAUUGCAGGCCGCCGGCCGGCGUAUCUGAUUUCCUUCAUCAUCUACAUCGCGGCAAAUAUCGGCUUGGCCACCCAGUCCUCGUACCCGGCCUUGUUUAUCCUGAGAUGUCUCCAGAGCUCGGGCUCCGGCGGCACAUAUGCGCUCAACAGCGGCGUCAUCGCCGACAUAUCUACCACGGCCGAGCGCGGCAAGUACAUGGGCGCUGCGCAAAGUGGAAUCAUGCUCGGACCAGCAGUCGGGCCCAUUCUAGGAGGCGUGCUUGCUCAAUAUCUCGGCUGGAGAUCAAUAUUUUGGUUCCUUACCAUCUGCGGCGGCGUGUAUCUGGUCGUCUUUGCCGUUGCCGUUCCCGAAACCGCCAGAAAGGUAGUUGGCAACGGCUCCAUCCCGCCGACCGCGUGGUGGAGUCGCUCGCUACUCAACGAGUUUGCUCGUCGAAGGGCAGCGCGGGCUACCGGCGGAGCGGCACCCUCGAAGCAGCAGCCAAGGCGUAGCUUCCGAUUUCCAAAUCCGCUCAAAGCGCUGCUGAUUAUUGGGGAGAAGGAUUGCGCCGUCAUUCUCCUCUACAACGCCAUCAUCUAUGCGUCCUGGUACACAGUUACAGCCAACUUGUCCAACCUGUUGUCGGAGCUGUACCACAUCAACACCCUGCAGAUAGGACUGUGCUACAUCCCCUUUGGAGUCGGAGCGGCGCUCUCCAUCGUUGCCAACGGACAUAUCCAGGACUGGAACUAUGCGCGGGUCGCUCGCGCCAACGGGUUUCAGGUCGACAAGAAGCGUGGCGAUGACUUGAGAAAGUUCCCCAUCGAGAAGGCCCGGAUCAACAUUGUCUGGCCGCUCAUCUACGUGGGCGCGGCAGCGACCAUUGGCUUCGGCUGGGCCGCUGAUAAGCAGGCGCACAUGGCCGUUAUGCUGGUCCUCACCUUUGUCAUGGCCUUGUUCCUGACUGCCUGCUAUAAUAGCAUGAACCUGCUCCUUGUUGACCUAUACCCCAAUUCGCCUUCGACGGCCUCGGCUGCCAACAACUUAACGAGAUGUCUGAUGGCGGCGGGGGGGUCCGCCGUGAUAGAGCCCAUGAUCCGCGCCAUGGGAACCGGAUGGGCGUAUACGCUUGUAGGACUAGUCAUGAUUGUGCUGAGCCCAAUGCUUUUCGCCGUGACCAGAUAUGGACCGAAAUGGAGGGAAGAGCGAAGAGUCCGCUUCGCAGAAAAGGAAGCAGGGCGAGUGUAG
Molecule: messenger RNA, 1548 nt
Organism: Metarhizium brunneum ARSEF 3297
Lineage: Eukaryota; Fungi; Ascomycota; Sordariomycetes; Hypocreales; Clavicipitaceae
Product: Itaconate transport protein
Biological process (GO): transmembrane transport
Cellular component (GO): plasma membrane
Molecular function (GO): transmembrane transporter activity
Source: RefSeq, a predicted model, not a curated record